CGGCCUCUGCACCCCCGCUGCGCUGCUGACUGGGAGCCGCCUGAGAACCAACCUGCUCAGAAGGCUCCUGUUGCAGAGGGCUUGCUUUUCCCUCGCCUCUGGUGAAGGCCUUGUGGAUUACAGCAUGGGAAGAUUGACCAGGAAGAACGCUGAUGAUCCCAGGAAGAAGCCUCUCUUUGUUCUUGCCGCUGUCUUGUUGCUCAGCUCAGCAUGUGCAGGGCAUGAGACCUAUGUCCCAGCGCAGCCCUGCUCUGACUUUCAGACUGCAAGCUUCUUACAGGGCAUGAAACUUAAGGUCCAGUUUCUUCUGUUCACCUCCUCAAACCCCAGCUGUGGGCAGCUGAUAUCACUUGGCGAUGGCAUCAAGAACUCCAGCUUCAAUACUAGCCUGGACACCAAGAUAAUAAUUCAUGGCUUCACAGCACUGGGCAAAAAGCCCUCCUGGAUCAAUGGACUCAUGGGUGCAUUAUUCCGAGCUGCCAAGGUGAAUGUGGUCGCAGUUGACUGGGUUAAUGGAGCUACAAGAACCUACCCUGGUGCUGUGGAAAAUGUCAUAGAGCUGAGCAUAGAGAUCUCUCUUUUCAUCAGCAAGUUGCUGAAACUCGGAGUGUCAAGGACAUCUAUCCACCUCAUUGGGGUGAGCCUUGGAGCACAUGUUGCAGGUCUGGUGGGGCAGUUCCAUGGAGGCCAGCUUGGAAGGAUUACAGGGCUGGAUCCUGCGGGGCCCAAGUACACAAAAGCCGGCCGUGAGGAGCGCCUGGAUCCUGGAGAUGCUCUCUUUGUGGAAGCCAUUCACACCGAUACAGACAGUUUUGGCAUCCGGAUUCCUGUAGGCCAUAUUGAUUACUUCAUCAAUGGAGGCAAAGACCAGCCUGGAUGCCCCCGGUUCACCUCAUUAGGGUAUAACUAUCUGAUCUGUGAUCACAUGAGGGCGAUACAGCUCUAUGUCAGUGCCCUGGAGAAUUCCUGUCCUUUGAUGGCGUUUCCAUGCUCAAGUCAUGAAAAUUUCCUUGCUGGCCACUGCCUGGACUGUAUCAAUCCUUUCCUGCUCUCCUGUCCCAGAAUAGGGCUGUUGGAGCGUGGUGGAGUCAGCAUGGCAAAGCUCCCCGAGGAGAUGAAGGUUUACUUGGUGACUGCCUCCUCAGCCCCGUACUGCAUGUACCACAGCCUGGUGGAGUUUCACUUGCAGCAGAACAGAAGCUUGGUCACCAAACUUGAGAUCACCUUCCGCAGCAGCAACUCUACAGCCAGCGUGAAGAUCACCAUACCUAAGCAGCAGCAGCUGGGCAAAGGGGUGCUGGCUCACCCAGUCCCACUGUGCCAGAUAGAGGCGGUGACGCUGAAGUAUCUCCCCAAGUUGCACAUCUGGAAGAAGGACAAGGCUGUCAUUGUUGGCAACUUCUGUACAACCGCACUGCCUGUCAGUAAUCGCGAGAAGAUGUUUUGCCUGUCUCAAGAUCUGUCCCUGACAGCGAGCAGUCCCCUUGAACGUGACCUGGCAGUGGACUGUGCAUAGGAGAGUCCCCUGGAGCAUGUAGCAUGCACAGGCACAGUGCUGGGCUCCAAAUUGUACUUCCCCCCUCUGGACGAUACUUCCUCCAAAAAGGACAGAACCAGUUGGAUUUUUCAUCCACCCACCUUGGGGAUAGAAUGAAUAACAGCUCUGGGAAGAGAAGUGCACUGCCGAAAGGGAAGACUAUGGUCAAGCGGUUAGAUCGGGAGAUUGGCAGUUAGGACUCAUGGGCUCUAUUCCCAGCUCUACAAAUGCACCAUUGUGAGACCUUGGACAAAUCGCUUAAUCUUGGCUUCCCCCUUUGUCAAAGGGGCUGAUAAUACUCAUCUUUCAAGAGGAUUGUGAGGGUUAGUUCAUUCCUUAAUAUUUCUAAAGUGCUUUGAAAUCUUCACAUUAAACGCCCCAGCCAUGCAAAGUA
Messenger RNA from Malaclemys terrapin pileata, 1931 nucleotides. RefSeq names its product phospholipase A1 member A (gene PLA1A). The record is from RefSeq and is a predicted model, not a curated record. The transcript has 12 exons. Gene Ontology annotation, biological process: lipid metabolic process. Bases 125 to 1516 code for a protein of 463 amino acids. NCBI's taxonomy places the organism in Eukaryota, Metazoa, Chordata, Testudines, Emydidae. Gene Ontology annotation, molecular function: lipase activity; carboxylic ester hydrolase activity.